This is a messenger RNA of Prunus mume (Japanese apricot), 1281 nucleotides long. NCBI's taxonomy places the organism in Eukaryota, Viridiplantae, Streptophyta, Magnoliopsida, Rosales, Rosaceae. The record is from RefSeq and is a predicted model, not a curated record.
GGGUCGUUUUGGCUUAACGACUGAGGUCGUGUCGUGUGCGCGCACCGCGCUCCAUGCGCAGCGUAAGAGCGCCUGUGUUAAGUCUUCAGCCAAUACUGAGGCUCAACGUUCGGAUGAUGAAUCCUUUCAAUUUCUCGUGAGUCUUGUCAUCGACGAAGAGUAAUCUGAAUUGUAUGGACUGUUUUGUGGGCUUUGCACAUGACUCGGCUACUGCAAUCUUGCGCCGACCGGUAACCUACACUACUUCAAGAACAUAUAGAAAUGGCGGGUUGAAAUUGAGAGCAAAGCUCGUCGAAGAAAAUGACCCAUUACUUCAAUCCGCCUUAGAUUCAGCCUCUCUUCGUUUCCGAGAAACCCAUCGACCAGAGCCUCUCUUUGUUGAUCCGUAUGCCGGUUGCUUUGUUGCUCCUAAUGCUCAGAUGGAUAUGAAGCAAGCCUCGGACCAUUAUUGCCUUGCAACUAAAUUCAUUGAUGAUAAGUUGCUCCGUACAGUGAACCAUAUUGAUGGACUUAAGCAGGUUGUUUUGCUAACAGAUGGCAUGGACACCCGUCCAUAUAGGCUUAGUUGGCCAACUUCAACCAUUAUAUUUAAUAUAUCUCCAGAACGGGUAUUCAAAAGAGCAGCUGAAAAGCUUCAAGGUGUUGGGGCAAAGAUUCCAAGAAGCUGCGUAUCCCUUCAUGUUCCUUUGGAAUCCUCCAACUUACAGCAAAGUCUGCGUGCUAAAGGCUUUAAUGGCAAUCGCCCUAGUAUAUGGGCCAUGCAGGGGCUCCCUGUGAUGACAUUAGCAACUUUUGAGGACAUAUUGCUCACCGUAAGUGGUUCUGCCAUGAACGGAUGUUUUUUCUUGGGAGAAUUGCCUGCUUGGUUGGCAGAAACUGAAAUAGGGAUCAAGACUAGUGCAAGGAAAUGGAUGGAGAAAUUAUUCAUGAACAAUGGCUUUCGGGUGGACAUGAUUUGCUAUGAGGAAGUUGCGAGGAGUUUAGGCAAGGACUUAGCAUCAGGAAGCUAUAAGAAUAUACUAUUUUCUGCGGAACAACUGCGGUUUUCUGAUGAUCAGAUGGAAACUUGGAGGAAGGAAUUUCAAAGAGCCGAGGAAGAAGGGGACGAGGAAGGCUUCGAAGAGCUCUAAUACAAUGCCACAUUUGUUUCGCAUUUUAUUAUCUUGUUUUUAAUUAAGCCGCCACAUUGUAAAUCAUUUAUAAUGAAAUUUUGGAAUUUAGUUGUUCUCUCUUUCCUUCUUUGUAUAAGUUUUGAAGAUGUUAAGGGCUCUGCUCCCAUUU